Acinonyx jubatus (cheetah) is the source of this 890-nucleotide messenger RNA. Its product is annotated as proline-rich transmembrane protein 2-like. The transcript has 3 exons. The record is from RefSeq and is a predicted model, not a curated record. Gene Ontology annotation, biological process: response to type II interferon; negative regulation of viral genome replication; response to interferon-alpha. Gene Ontology annotation, cellular component: plasma membrane. The coding region runs from base 1 to 795 and encodes 264 amino acids. Lineage: Eukaryota; Metazoa; Chordata; Mammalia; Carnivora; Felidae.
AUGGCCCGGAUCCUCCUUUCUCCCACCACAGCCGGCUCCCGGUUUCCGGCACCCUUGGGAGAUGCUAGAGGCUCCCUCCAGGGCAGGCGACACAGGCUGCUGGGUCCUGACCUGCCAGCGCCCCCCCCACCCCACCCCCCGCCCUGCCGCCCCACCGCUGGAACGUGGACUUCAGAGCCAGGAAAAGUCAACAGAGUCCAGACAGAGAGGAGGCCUGUGACUGCUGAGUGCCCAACCAAUUCCCAAUUCCCCAAACACCAUGAAAAAGAAAUCUUUGAAGAAAUCGAAACUACCCGGGAGGGGAGAGCCCUGAGCAGCCCCAGCAUCCGGACCGCAGCAUCUCCGUCUCGCACCAUGAACCGCAAUGCCCAGCCCUUCCUUCCUGGCACCCACGCUGGUGUCCCCCCAACUUAUGAGAUGCUCAAGGAGGAGCAUGAGGUGGCGGUACUCGGGGGGCCCCAGAGCCCAGCUCCCAUGGCCACCACCGUGAUCAACAUCCAGACUGAGACGUCCGUGCCCGACCACAUCGUCUGGUCCCUGUUCAACACAAUCUUCAUGAACUGGUGCUGCCUGGGCUUCGUGGCCUUUGCCUACUCCGUGAAGUCUAGGGACCGGAAGAUGGUGGGUGACGUGAUCGGGGCCCAGACCUAUGCCUCCACCGCCAAGUGCCUGAACAUCUGGGCUCUGGUCUUGGGCCUCCUUCUCACCCUUACGUUCAUCAUUCUUUUCUUCACUGGCUCACUGGUGGUUUUCCAAGCAAUUUCAGAAAUGAUGAAAGGUUAUGGAGGGUACUAGCAGUUGUCCAUGGCCUGAGGCCGUCACUCCUGUCACAGCAUUUUGUAUACACGUCAGUCUACAACUGAAUUCAAUAAAGCGUGUGUGUGUGUGUG